UCUGGUUCUAGAAUGGACUUUCGACCGUCGCGUUCGAGUUUCCAUGAUCAUAGAGAUCGCCGUACUUUUGACAGAUCUUCAACCGCUAUGCCCGAGCUGUCUUUUGCUUCGCACGGCCCGUUACCUAUAGCUUCUCGGUCUAUCAUGAACACUGCUCCGCCACCACUGCCUCCUCCGCCAAGCAUCCCCGACCUGGAGAACGGGUAUGACGCUGGCUGGCACCACGCAAACUCGGAUUCUUCAACUUCUCUCCCUCCUAUUCACCCAAAUUCUAGCUUGCUGGGCGGCCAUCGACGACCCGAGGCUGCGCCGCAGAGUGAUCCUAUGCAAAUCGAUGAUUGUGACGGGAGGCGGAGCGUUCCUGUAUCGCGAAGCCCAAAAGCCCAGAUUAAUAUUGAGCCUCCGGCCACGGAGGGAUUACCCAGUUUAAUAUCAAUCAAUACGAAUCUGCCAGGUCCAGUUCUGAGUGGCGAACGCGAUUUUUCGCUGCGAAGUGUGAAGGAUUCAUCAAAUGCAUACGACCAACACCUAUUAUCGAAAAUUGGGAAGCCUCUUUCGCCACGGGGAUCUAUCAGUUUAGGAACAGACAACCGAGGAUCACUAUCCGCACUCACCGUUCCAUCCGUUCAAUCACGAGGCUCCAACAAUCUCACAUCACCAGGACCAUCAGAAGGAUCAACACUCGACGUGAAAUGGUACAACAGCCCUCAAUCAGGGGGCGUUUCGCCCAGGACGAAGCCCGGAUGGCGAGAACAUCUCGAAGGCCGAAGCCCAAGCGUGGAAAGCAACGCACCAUCAACAGCGCUGGACUACGACCAGGGAUCAAUGCGGGAUAUUGGACGGCGGCGGCAUCGUGGAACGACACCAUCGCGAGAGGACAGCAUCAGUUUACCGAGCCGAUCGAACCGCGGAAGCUAUGACCAUGGCGUGUUUUCGGAUAUAGAGGGGGAGUUCUCGACUGAUGAGCCGGUGCCUCCGCGCCAGUUCAUUCUUCGAGAACCUACUCCGCCGUAUCCGGAUUCAAGGCAGGGCAUGAAGCGACGGGCUUCGUCACCCCCGCGGGAACCUUUGAGUGAUGAGAGGCAUACGCUGCAUGUUGCAACAAGUAAUGGCGAUUUGUCGCAGAGGAGAACGAGCGGUCACCCAUUCACGAAUACGCUGUCUGUCAAUCCCAAUUAUCCCAUUAGCCAGCGGACACUCUCGGCUACUUCAUCUUUGAGCAUCCGGACCUCGGGCUCUUAUUCGUCUACGCUUUCUAUUGGGGGUAGCAGCAUGACUAGCCUUUCGCCGUACGACCAACGAUCUCCCGGCGGCUUUUCCACGAGCUCUGAUCUCGAUACGUAUCACGAAAAAUCAAUUCUCAACCCUAGCUCUCCUGCAGCUCUGGUCCAGCCAACGAUUGCAAGGGCUCUUCCUGGUCCAGCCUCUCUUGAACCGCCGACAACGGAUGCUACCGGCAAACUGUCCGUCCCAACAACGAUCUUGAACAUUCCCAAACCCACAACAUCAAAAAUGGGCGGCCUAUUCAUCUGUGAUUGUUGUCCAAAGAAGCCCAAGAAAUUCGACAACCCAGACGACCUCCGCUCCCACGAAAUGGAAAAACAAUACGCAUGCGCCUACUGCAACAACCGCUUCAAAAACAAAAACGAAGCGGAACGCCACCAAAACUCCCUCCAUCUCCGGCGCCACUCCUGGUCCUGCGCCGCUCUAGUCUCCUUCCAAGCAGCGUUCCACGCCUCAGGCGCCCAAUCAUGCCAAACAAACGCCGGUCCCUCGCAUGAUACAUGCGGCUACUGCGGAGAAGAAUUUCCCAAUUUCCCAUCUGCCGAUUGGGACGCCCGCUUUGAGCAUUUGACUACUGUGCAUAAGUUUGGUGAAUGCAACAAUGCGAAGAAGUUCUUCCGAGCCGAUCAUUUCCGCCAACAUCUUAAGCAUAGUCAUGCUGGCACUAGCGGGAAGUGGACUAACAUUCUGGAGAAUGCUUGCAUGAAGGAGGAGCAGCCUGACAAACCUAGGGACCAGACUGGAAAUGGAAAUGGGGGGCUGUCGUCGAAUGCUAUUUCUGAGGUUUUGAGUGAACAGUGA
Molecule: messenger RNA, 2085 nt
Organism: Penicillium nucicola
Lineage: Eukaryota; Fungi; Ascomycota; Eurotiomycetes; Eurotiales; Aspergillaceae
Gene: znfA
Product: putative C2H2 finger domain protein
Exons: 3
Source: RefSeq, a predicted model, not a curated record